CACUGACCCUGUAAAUCUGGUUUCAUUCCAGGCUCAAGCUUCUCUCAGAACGGUGAAGUUGCCGGUGGAGUUCCUCGCGUCGUUCCCUCCGUUUCGUAAUUAGUUCGCGCGUCGAUUCGCCUGAAAAUUUUAUUCAUCUCUUUGAGGAAUUCUUCGAAUAUUUUUACGAGCCGAACGCGCGCGGUUGAUCUCCCUUCGAAUUCGAGUCGUCCGAUUUUUCCUCCUCGAUCCUCGACCGCGAUAAGAUUCUUGAGUUUCGGACCAUGAGGGUCCUCCUGAUUUUCGCGCUCACGUUAGCCGCCGGUAUAGCCGUAGCCGACGCGUUCGGCAACGAUGACUUCGGCGAUUUGUUUCGAGACGAGUUCGACGACCUGGUCGGUAGAGUGAGGCGGUCUCUGUCGAAGGAAAAAAAUGGAGUGCGAGACGGAGCGUCGGGAUCUCAAGGUCAAUCGGAUGGGGUCACACCGACGAGUGAUAAAAAAAAGAAAACUCGACGUUCCUGUUGCGGUGAAAAUGACGACCUCAAACUACUGUGGGGCGACGAAGUGAAGGACAUUAAAAAGGAGUGCUUCGAGCAGGCGAGAAAAGCGACCGAAGUGACCAAAAAAGCCAGGAUGAUGGAGGAAUACGAAGGAUUCAUCCACGGCAACAGGACCAAGGACGAGUAUAUCUGUGCGAUCCAAUGUAUUGGUCAAAAAAGAGAAGUGCUAGACAGAAUGGGAAACGUACACAAGGAAAAUAUGGAGAAGUUUGUGAGAAAAACUUACUCGUCCGAGCCCUGGAAAGCGGAAAUUGCGGACACCGUCUUAGAAAAAUGUUUUUCAGAAACUCAAAAACCAAGCGAAGGUGAGGUUUCCACCGAUACCGGAGCAGUAACGAACGGAAGGUCGAUUCAAGCGAAAUGCAAUUCAAACGGAAUCGCAUUCAUACAUUGUUUAUGGCGUGAGAUGCAAUUGAACUGCCCAGCUGACAAAAUUCGAGACAGUCGAAAAUGCAACAGACUUCGAGAAAAACUGCGUCUCCGUGAAUCCGGUGUCAAGGAUGGAACCAUACGUAGUCUUUUUUAAACGUUAAUUUAUUCAUCAUUUCGAGGAGAAAUUAUAUAGCAUGUAAUAUCACGUUUUAGUAUUAUUUAAUUGUUGUUAAAAUGAGGAUUGUGAAUAAAUGGAAAUUUCAGUUCGACUGGCUAA
Athalia rosae (coleseed sawfly) is the source of this 1190-nucleotide messenger RNA. RefSeq lists its product as uncharacterized. Bases 264 to 1067 code for a protein of 267 amino acids. Gene Ontology annotation, molecular function: odorant binding. The transcript has 8 exons. Lineage: Eukaryota; Metazoa; Arthropoda; Insecta; Hymenoptera; Athaliidae. The record is from RefSeq and is a predicted model, not a curated record.